Pocillopora verrucosa is the source of this 2694-nucleotide messenger RNA. RefSeq names its product E3 ubiquitin-protein ligase MARCHF3-like. Gene Ontology annotation, molecular function: zinc ion binding; ubiquitin-protein transferase activity. The record is from RefSeq and is a predicted model, not a curated record. Gene Ontology annotation, biological process: protein ubiquitination. NCBI's taxonomy places the organism in Eukaryota, Metazoa, Cnidaria, Anthozoa, Scleractinia, Pocilloporidae.
UCGUAAAUGUAACGCCUCAGGCGUUCCUCUUCUCUAGUGAAAAAAUGAAAGGAGAUGACAUGAUUUCGUUCUCAGACAGCAAGGACUGAUUUUGAAUUUUCGAACAGAGAAGGCGUUUCAUUCGGUCAAAAAGAUCAUAGCCUCCUAUAUCCGUUUCAGAUAUUCAUAGCGGUACUCGAGUUGUGCUUCGUUCAGUUAACACUUUCGAUAACGACGCAUCUUGACUGACGGCUGCAGCGGCUCGAGAAAAAUAAAACAGUGAAUAUUUCAUCAGGAGAUCAAGGCAGCAAGGUACGGUGUCGGACUGCGUAAUUACCAAAGUGGCUUCAAGAGAGGUUUGUAGAAGACUAAAACAGAGGGAGCAGCCAAACACUAACAGCUGAUAUUUCCGCUUGUAUAGAUGUUAGUGGCAAUUUAACAGAAAUUUGACGGUCGCAGACAUGGAAGGUACCUGUAUAAAACUCGAAGAGGAAAGUAUUUUGGAUAACCGUACCCCAAUGGAUGCUGUUACCACGCAGCGUGACAUGACAGUGAUAAAUUCCUCGAAAGAGAACGAGCACGUAGUGGGAUCAUCGAAAAACAGCGAGAUUCAAGAUGCAAUCGGAAGCGCUGACUGUAGCGAUCAUUCGUUCGCUGACAAAAAGAGCACAUCCAGCGAAGACCCACUUCUCUCCUCGUCGGCUGUCGCGCCCUUAAAGGACGGGUGUGCCGACUUGACUGAAGAGGAUGAGUGUAGAAUUUGUCAAAGUAGAGGAGAAGAAGUUUUAAUCAGCCCGUGCAAAUGCGCUGGGUCUGCGAAAUGGGUUCACGAGAGUUGUCUGGUAAAGUGGUUCCAAAUUUCCCAAACGACCUCGUGUGAGCUGUGUUCACGAUUUGUGGUUAUCAGGAAGCGGACAAAACCGUUUCAGCAGUGGCGCAUACCCCGCGAUGGACUGGGACCUUGCAGUCGCUUGGAUCUCUGGUACUUGUUUGUCACAAUAUUUAGUAUUUGCACCAUUUUAGGAUUUGGUAUUUUUCAAAUGUUAGUCAAGUCCAAGGAGCCGGAAACAACUGCAGUGUUUGCCGCUAUUUAUGCUCUUUGUGGAAUAAUGAUCCUCUUGAGAAUUCACUACUUCUACGUGUGGUUCACUCGACGAAGCAAAUUUUGGCGAAAGUGGAAAACUGAGAAUCGAGUCUGGACUGUGGCCUCUCCUGGAACAGUUCUGAAGUACAACGAAGAGGGUACAAUUGUAUGAGAGUUCUAGUUCUUUUAGAUCGUGUGAUUUUCUUAUAACGUCCGCAAAACUCUUGGUUGCGGAACACAUGGACACAAAGAUGUCACAAACCAAUCUUACCUCAAUGUAUUUUGGAACCUCAAUUUCUUUAGAUACUGAUCAAACUGACAGUUUUUUGUCUUAGGUUUACAUAUUUUCCGAGAAAAUCGUUGUUAAUUCAUGUUAAAAUUUUGAUGAUUCCAAUGAUAUUUGGAAGAAAAAAAAAAAGAAAAUUAUUCGCUUCAAUUUAAAGAGAGAAAUCGCUCAAAGCUGUUAAGGGAGAAGGUUCCUUUUAGGGCGCUUACAAUAAGGUAGAAAUGACUAAGCGGAUCAGUCGAUGAAAUUGCUGCUUCAUUCACUCAGCCUAAAUUUUGUUGGUUCAAAUAGGAAAAAGAUCCUACCUGGUCUUUUGCAGUUUUCUUUCCUCAAACACUACUUGAGGGUGCUGCUUGUUUGGUCUCGUUAUUCGAGUUCUUGAGAAAAAUAUAAACGAGGCCGACUAGAGUGUUACCUGCUUAUUUUUGCGAGAUUAUAAAAUGCAUUGUAUCCUUUCUUUGUUUUUCUGUCAGUUGACGAAGACAAGUUCCGAUUUUCGUGAUCCAUUAUUUUCUACUUUGUGAACGGUGUCACAGACCCUAUUUAGCGACCAUCGUUGGGCCCGUCCCGAUUGUGCUUGGCAACUUUUGAGAAAUUUAAACUUUUGGUGUUUGGAGCAACCUCUUGCGGUUUUAGCAACUUCAAGCAAUUUUUGCUUUUCUGAGCAAUUCUUGAGCAAAAUAUAGGAUUAAAGUAUUUAUCAAGCGUGAAAAAGGAAACCAUUUCAAGAAAAACCAACAAAUAGCCUGUCACGUGACAACAAUUCCCAGGCCUAUUGCGAUCUUUAUCGAAUCUUGUGACAUAACUGGUUGAAAUGACGUUGGCAGGACUUCAAAUGAGCUUUUCGUUUUCUUCCGUUUGACCGAAGUAUCGUUACAUUUCGCCCACAUUUGCGAGCAACUCUUUAAAGCUAAGUUUCGAGCUAUUUCUCUUGUCCAAUUUUCAGCAAUUAUUGUGAAUAACGAAAAAGAAAGCUUGUAAUCAACGUUCAUUUAAGGAUAUCAAGAAAUUUAGGUAGCAAAUUUUGAAAUUUAGGUAACAACUUUUUAGGUUUUUGACAAUUUUUUAGCAACUUUUUGGUAUUACGGCGAGGAACUUUCCAGUAUUUUACGAGCACUAUCGGGACAGGUCAACCAUCGUUGUAGCAACAAUCGUCCCAUCUUGCCAACUUUACUUGUAAAUACGAUGCAAACUAUUCGGGAUAUUAUAUCGUAGGCGAAUUAAGAAUUUAUUCGACGAAAUUUUAAAAAAAUAAUUUUUUGCUACCAAGCAGCUUAAGUUUGAUAGAGAUUCAUGUCAUGACAAAUUUUAUUAAGAAACGAAUUAAAAAUUCAGUUUCAGUUCA